CCCCAACCAGACCCUUUCAACCCCGCACUAUCCGCUCAUCCUCAGCACAAGAAAGCAACAAUGGCGGGCCCGUCCACCACAAACGACUUCCAGAACAACGGCGCUGCCUACUACCUCGAUCCAAAUCAGCAGGACCUCUUGCUCGCCGCUCUUGCCUCCAACAACCAGAACCCGGCCGACAUGUUGGCCGCUCUCGACGCCCCCACGGGCAAUCGCCAGGGCGCCCAGAAUUUCCAGUACCCCAUGGACAACCUCGACCCUGCCGCCUUCUUUGCUUCUCCCCAACAGGACAUUGGCACAAACUUCAAUAGCAAUAACAGUAUCGAGGAGAGUCCCUUUGUUGACUACCUCGACGGCGACAAUUUUGAUUUCGACAAUGCCGACGACGCAGACUUGAUGAUUGGCGCCCUUCCUGGCGACAGCCCGGAGAAGUCGGAUGAGACUUCGGAGAAGCGCAAGAGCCCCGACGACGAUGUCGAGGACCCAGACGGCGGUGGCAAGCGGAGAGAGGGUGAGGACAAGCAGGCUAAGAAGCCUGGCAGGAAGCCUCUCACGUCCGAGCCCACAACUAAACGCAAGGCCCAGAAUCGCGCUGCCCAGCGUGCUUUCCGCGAGCGCAAAGAGAAGCACCUCAAGGAUCUCGAGACCAAGGUCGCUGAGCUCGAAAAGGCGUCCGACGCUACCAACCACGAGAACGGCCUUCUCCGUGCUCAAGUGCAGCGUCUCCAGGUCGAGCUGCGCGAGUACCGCAAGCGUCUCUCGCUCAACAGCGCUGGUGCCGGUGCCGGCGCCAACCGUUCCUCAUCGUUGAUGGGCGGAUUCAGCUCUCUGCUAACCAAUGGAGGUGCCAAUGCUAGCAAUUUCCAGUUCGAAUUCCCUCGCUUCGGCGGUCUUCCCGGUUCACAUAUCCUCGACAAUGGGCCUCUUUCCCAGAAGAAGUCGUCAGUCCCGACUGCCAGUACACCUUCGACUGCUACGCAGACUCGCCAGAACAGCACUGGCCGAAGCCUGAGCCCAAAGAGUGCAACCAACUCUGCUGGCGCCAGUCCAGCCUCAACUACCAACGGCAAUGUUCAGCGCUCUGGUAGCACGGGUGGCUUCUACAACUUCAACAACGGAUCCACUACCACUGACGCAUCGCCUGCUCAGAGCCGUGUGUUCCACUUCAACAGCAACUCGUCGACGCAUUCAGUCGACUCGCCGGCAUCUUCCAACUCGGCGGGCCCCACCUCGUCGUGUGAUACGUCGCCAGAGCCUAGCCACGCUUCGCCCAAGAACCCAGACACCAUCGCUGAUGGUUAUGUCUGUCAUGGAAAUUCGGAAGGUACCCUCCCAACUCCUGCUACCGAUUUCAGCACAUUGAACUCCUUCGACUUUUUCGCCAACCAGAAUGGCGGUGGAUUUGAUCCAACCCUGUUCGGCGAGUAUCGCGAGUCCCAAGCUGCCAUCGUAGGUGACGGCGAGUUCACCAACGGCUUCUUCAACGAUGCAUUCCCAAUGGCCGACUUUGGUAGCCCCUUCCACUUCGGUGACACUCCCGCUGUGCCGAAGUCCAACCCGCUCGAGGAGAUUGAGCGUUUGCAAGAAGGAGAAGAUGAGGUGGUUCCUGGCGAGGACGUCUCGCAGAUGCUCAACUGCCACAAGAUUUGGGACAAACUGGCCAACCGAACCGACUUCAAGGAUGGCACUAUCGACAUAGACAACCUAUGUUCCGAACUGCGCGCAAAGGCUCGCUGCUCCGAGAGCGGAGUCGUUGUGGACCACAAGGACGUAGAGGCAGCCCUCCAGCGUCUGCCCAAAGACCAAGUAAAGGCGUAG
Messenger RNA from Periconia digitata, 1818 nucleotides. NCBI's taxonomy places the organism in Eukaryota, Fungi, Ascomycota, Dothideomycetes, Pleosporales, Periconiaceae. The record is from the annotation of a GenBank genome assembly.